AUGGCCUGCUGCGCUACUAGCUUCUGUGGCUUUCCCACCUGCUCCACUGGUGGCAUCUGUGGCUCCAGCUGUUGCCAGCCCAGCUGCUGUGAGGGUGGCUAUGGCUAUGGCAUCGGGGGUGGCAUUGGCUAUGGCAUCGGGGGUGGCAUUGGCUGUGGCCAGGAGGGUGGCUUUGGAGGCGUGAGCUACCGAAUUAGAUGGUGCCGCCCAGACUGCCGCGUGGAGGGCACCUGCCUGCCCCCCUGCUGCGUGGUGAGCUCCACACCCCCAACCUGCUGCCAGCUGCACCAUGCCCAGGCCUCCUGCUGCCGCCCAUCCUACUGUGGACAGUCCUGCUGCCGCCCAGCCUGCUGCUGCUACUGCUGCCAAAGUAAUCAGCAUGAUGUCAUCCAGCUAACAGACUGA
This is a messenger RNA of Cricetulus griseus (Chinese hamster), 405 nucleotides long. NCBI's taxonomy places the organism in Eukaryota, Metazoa, Chordata, Mammalia, Rodentia, Cricetidae. The record is from RefSeq and is a predicted model, not a curated record.